This is a messenger RNA of Patella vulgata (common limpet), 6842 nucleotides long. RefSeq names its product testis-specific gene 10 protein. The transcript is spliced from 23 exons. The record is from RefSeq and is a predicted model, not a curated record. Bases 259 to 3474 code for a protein of 1071 amino acids. Lineage: Eukaryota; Metazoa; Mollusca; Gastropoda; Patellidae.
UUGACAAUCAAGUCUUGGCCUGUUGUAUUACCUGUUAGAAGGCAGACAUUUUCUCUUGUCGUAAUUUAAACCUUAAUAUUACAUAAAUACAACAUCUAUACUUUAUAUACAAAAUAUUCUAGUAAUUGGUAAGAUAGUACAAUCAGUAUGAAUUUUUGAUUCAUUAAAACACGUUGGUUAUAAAACCCUAAAAAAAAUAUCUUGUCAACAAAUUCCCACAAAAAAAGGUGGAUGAGAUAAUCUUCUUGAUUUAUCAAAAUGUCAAAAACGGUGAAAACUGUGACAACAAAGCGUCGUCUGGUUAAGAAAAAUGUGCAGGUUGAAGGAAGGGAUGCAGAAAUAGACAGAAUGUCUAAGAUGUUAGAAGGAGGACGACCGAACAAUGUUGUGGCCCUCGAGGCUCGCAACCGGUCAAAUGAAAGAAUGAUCAACCAUCUUAAUAUUCAGAUUGACAUGCUGCAGCAGAAAUAUAGAGAAGCUGAGAGGAAAUACCAAGAUUCAAUGAUAUCUAAAGAUGAUACAGAUCUUAAGAUGGCUAAACUUCAGGCCAGAAACAGAGAAUUAGAACUGGAACUUAAAGAUGUUGAUAGAAUGGCUAAACGCUUGCAGACGGACAAAGAGUUUGUGGUUAAAACUGCUGAUAGAGAAAUGGAAGAGGCCAAGGAUGAGCUAGAGAAAUCUAGAAUAGAAUUAGAAGGCAUGGAUAUGACAGUCUCACAAUUUAAAUCUGAGAGAAAUAGAAUGAUGAAGGAAAUUAGUGAAUUAAAGGCUAGAAUUGGUUCUACAGAUGUUAGUAGUCACAAUCUUGAAAUGUUAGUUGAUAAAUUACAGGAAGAGAAGAGACGUUUAACUCAAAGAAAUAAUAAACUUAUUUCUAAUGAAAAAGAAUUAGUUUUAGAAAUCGAGAGGUUAAAGAGGAAGAAUGGUCCAACUAAGAAGAGUAAAACACCGAGUAAAUUAGAUGCGUUUAUUCAUAGUAUAGAAGAGGAACGUGAUUAUUAUCGGGAUCAGGCUGAUACAUUACAACGUCUCUUACGUACGGAUGGACCUGGAACACGUGGUAAAAGUCCUAUUCGCUCCCGUCCAUCUUCUAGAGCUGGUAGUCCGGCCAGAGAUCUAUCACCUUCCAAGAGAGAUGGAAAGACAUCAGCUUCUGUAUCUCAGUAUGAAACUAUAGUACGAGUUUUAGAAGAAGAAAAAGAAUAUUAUAAGAAAGAAUACGAGAGUCUUAAAUCAUCCAAGAGAUCGGGUCGAUCAUCUCCUACCAAGAAUGUAAAUGAGGAGUCCGAGAUAGGAAGAUUAACUAGAGAAAGAGAUGAAUUAAAGAAUUUAUUGGAUAAAUUUGAAAGGCAUAUGUCUGAGAUCCAGGCCAAUGUUAGAGUUUUGACAUCUGAACGAGACAAGCUUAACAACAUGUAUGAAGAGACUAAGGAUGAACUAAUGAGAGUUCGUAGAGAACUGGUUGCCUCCCCUAAAUCUCAGAAGACAUCUUUAGCUGCGCAGGCUGUAUUACGUCGGGUAGAGAAUGAACGAGAUGAUGCUAUAACUGAUCUAAGAAGAGUUGUAACAGAUAGAGAUAGUCUCAGGGAAAGACUCAAGAUUGCCACUGAGACAUCAUUAUCUGAUAGAGCUAAACUAGAACAGAAAGUAGAAGAUCUAGAAUCAACUCUUCAUACGGUUGAAGCUGAACGUAAUGAAUUAGCUGCUAGAAUGAAUACACUAAAAGAUGAUAUCCGAAAUCUAGAUGAACAAUUGAAGAAUACAACAUUUAGAUUAAAUGAGGCUUCUGACAGUGCUUCCAAAAAUAAAUCAUCGUCAAACCAAAUGAAAAUGCUGGCUGAAGAAGCUGAAAAAUCUUUGGAGGAAACCCAGAGACGACUAAAUCGCAGAGAAUCUGAACUUCAAUCCCAAGAAGAACGGAUUGUCAAUCUUGAAGAAAGAUUAACAGAAGUAACACGUUCGUAUACCAUCACUAAAGAUGAAACUAAUCAACUACGAAAUACACUGGGUUCUAUGGACAGAGAAAAAGACUCACUUCAAAUGACAGUUGAUGAAAAAACAGAAAAAAUAGCACAGUUAAAUAACGAAUUACAUGAUAAGGAUAGAUUCUUGAGUGAUCUGAAGAUUAGAGUCAGUGAGAUAGAAGCCCAGUUAGAACAUGCUAAUGAUAGUUUAAAUAUGAAAGAUCGUGAAUUAAAGAGUAUGAGACGACAAUUAGACAGUACAGGUGAAGAUUUAACGGAAACAUCACGUAGUAAAGACGUUGCUAUCAGAGAAAAUCGUAGAUUACAAGAUGAUCUGGGGGUCAUGACUAAAGAAAAUCAGAAAUUAAAUCAAGAAUUACAAGAUACAUUAGAAGAUCGGGAGAAUCUUAAAAUACAAAUACAACAAUAUAUAUUAGAAGUUAAACGUAUUGAAGAUAUAUUAGCUGCUAAGGAACAAGAACGAUCUGACUUAUUAGAUCAGUAUCGUAAAUUAUCUAUGGAGGCUGAGCAGUAUCAAACUACAAGUCAUCAACUAGAAAGUGAAGGUUCUAAUCUACGUUUAGAGAUAAUGACUAAAGAUUCGGAAUUACGUCGUCUACGCGAUAAAGUAGAUAAUAUGGAAAGAGAAAUACAAGAGCAUCUACAUGCUCAACAAGCGUAUGAAAUACAAGUUUCAAAUCUGACGAGAUCCGUAGCCAAUCUAGAAGAAAAUCUACGUCAGACAGAAGAAGAUAAACAGAAUUUAUUUGCUGAUAUGACAGCUGUUAGAGAACUAUGUAGUAGAUUAGAGGGCAGUAAAGAAACACUUCAAAGACAAUUAACGGCUUCUAACUUAGAUAAAGAACAGUUACAACAAAUGAUAGAAGACCUACAACAAGAGGCUGAUUUAUUAAAAAGUCAACUCGAAGCUGAAAGAAAUUCAUUAAAAGGUCUAGAAGAGGUUCUACAAAAUAAUAGAGAAAAAGAAUUUGCUUCUCAACUCUCAUCUCAGGAAAAUAAAGCAGAGAAUCAAAUGUUGAAAGAUCGACUAGCUCUAAAUGACAGCAAGAUGCAAAGUCAGAGUAGAGAGGUUGCCUCCCUUAGAACUAGAAAUGUUGAGUUAGAGGGUGAUGUAGAAAGACUGAGAAGACAGCUGACUAAUGAACGUUUCGAAAGGGAGAGAGCAUCAUCAGAAUUAAGACGAAGUGGUUUAAAUAGAGAUCUGAAUACUUCCGCUCUAUCUCAGGACUAUUCUGGUACCAUUGGUUCCACACAUGUACCACGAGCUUCAUCUGUUCCUGUUAGUCAUUCUUCUACUACUAAUAUAAACAGAUCAUAUAGUCCUUCUAUAACACGAUCUAGAUCUAGAUCACGUAGUCCAGGAACAACGUCAAGUAGGUACCAGUCUGUAGAAACAUCUUAUUACAGUAAAACCAAUCGUCGUAUUUCACCAGAGAGAAGUUUUACAUUAGAUGAUGAUGAUCAAACAUCGUUGAAAGACGUACUGUGAUAUUGAUCUGCCUAUUAUUAUUAUACCAUUCCAUCUGAUCUGUGGGACUGUUCAAAGUUUGGAAUAUAUUUCAUAACCGUAUUAUAACCGUUUCAGCAUUUUCACUUAUUACGGUAAAAUUUAUUAACUCUAUUUGAGAAUAUUAUCCUUGAAUGAAUUAAGCAAUAAAAUUGAAAAUAAAGUACCAAUAAUGUCUGUUGUUUUAACAUGACUUAAGAUCCUGUAGUAUGAAUUUCUUUCAAUGUCUUUUUUCUUUUUAAUUCUAAAAACACAUAGCAUUUUUCACGAAACAAUUUAAACAUAUAGAUCAAAAUUUAUUUCAAUAUGACACCAAAGAAAUGUGUAGUGUGCCUUUAAUUGGACCAUAUUUUAUGCAUCAUACGAAAGAUAUUCCAGUACUUUGUUUUUAUAUAUUUAUGUUAUAUCUGUGAUAGAUACAGUCCUAUGAUCAUGUAUUAAGUAUUGAAUAAAGGUAUUCAGGAACUUGACGAUCGCAAGAAACCAUUAUAUUUUAUUAAAAUAAUAACCACUAUACAUAUAAUCACAAUUUAUUCGAGAUUUGAAACAACAUGAAUUAGGUGCUCAUCUUCAUCCAAAUAUGUACAACAUUUAUGUAGGUAAUUCAUAUGUAAUCCCUUGUUUUUUUUAAAUGUUUACAAGUGAGCAGUUUUGUUCGUAGAUUUGAAAAAGAGUGUACACUGUAGAGGCAUUUAUUAAAGUACAAAAUAUGAACAUGUAGUCGAAACAAAAAUUAAAAAUUGUGACUUCAAAUUUCACAAUUUCUUUUAAAAAUAAUUAUUGGCAUUUUUACUGAACGAAGAAUGUGAAGAUAUUAGCCUACCAAAUAAAUUAAUUCCAUUAUAAAGUAAAAUGAUUGUUUCUACCUCUUCAAGUCCCUGCCUUUAAUUUUGUCUGGGUUCCGUCCAUCUAUCACCUUGUUUAACUAUUUAAUUGGUUUUAUUUAUUUUUGUACAUUAUUAGAGAAAUUAUAUUAUGUAGUAUAUUAUAAAUAAAUAAAUAUAUAAAUUUGUAAAUAUAUAGAGUAUCAUAUUUAUAAACUAUUAUCUUUUUUCCUUGGGCUAUUUUUCUACCUGUAUAAGUGUAUGUGUUAUAAUAUAUAUAUAUGUUACCUAUAUAAAUAGUUGGUUUAACUAUAGCACCAAGCUAUCAUAAGAUAUUAUAUACAUUAAUAUAGAUACAUAAAACUGAUAUCAUUAUUUCAACUUUUGUUUUGUAUUUAAUUAAUAAUUUGGAUUCUCUAAAAUACAAGAAAUUAAUGUGUCAUGCUAUUCAAUGUGUUACGAAAUUAAUGUGUGAUGGAUGUUAUUGUUUCAUGAAAUUCAAUGUGUUACUAAAUCCACGUGUCAUAAUGCUAUUGGGUCAUGAAAUUGAUGCUGCCUGAAGGUAGUGAACGUAAAUGCGUAAUGAAAUUUCUGUCAUACCCUACUUUUGUCGAAAUUAAGUUACCUGAUUGUGACAACAUUGUUAUAUUUGCAGCGACUGUAUGUAUCAUUUAUUAAAUCAUCGUUGAUUACUGUAUUCUUUUGAGGGGUGUUAUAUUUGACCAGUGCCUAAGGUGGCAUUAAUUUCUUGCUCCCAUUAAAUUCUUGUUUUUAAGAGUACUCUGUUCAAUGGAGGUCACAUGAAAUAUUGUAUGGCAUAUUUUACUGGUAGUUAAAAAUGAGCAUGUUUUUGUAUCCAGUUCUAUAGAGCCUAUAUGAGAAUAUAAUAUCCUUUCGAUUCGUUGCUCUUCGAUAUUAUAUUUAAUUACAAACUGUAUCUUUCAAUGGAGCAAAGCAGGGUCUUCGUGUUUGCCUUGGAUUAACCUGGGCGCUGUUUCUCGAAAUCUUAACUAAAGAUGAAAUCCAAGUUUUAGUAGAUACUUCAAUUUUGAUUGGCUAAGCACUAAACUCAAUCGAAUAUUAUCCAAUCAAAUUACUAAAAUUUGGAUUUUAUCUUAGUUAGAAUUUUGUGAAACGGACCCCAGAUGGAUAAUUUUAAAGGUCAGUCAAUUAAUUGUAGGUUGAGAAAAAAAUAAAUAUUGUCAUAUUAGUUGAAAAAUAUUUCUGGCUAAUAAACAUAUUUUGCACAAAAUUGACUGACUUAAAUUUAGGAUGAGGCGCUAGACCUAUUAGGAUGAUUUUGAACUAAUACAAAGCAUCCCACUCCCCAAGUCAAGUCUUAUUCUAUAUUACCGACAGUCGAGUCUUAUUCUAUAUUACCGACAGUCGAGUCUUAUUCUAUAUUACCGACAGUCGAGUCUUAUUCUAUAUUACCGACAGUCGAGGGUUAAUUACAGAUUACAAAAUAAAUAAAUAUACUCCUUUCCUAAAUAUCUACUACCAUUUCCUGGUGUGGAUUCGAUUCCCCAUUUUUACGUGACAAGGAGUAGGUUUGCCUGUCCAACCUUGUGGGUUUUCUCUGGUUUCCUCCCACUGCGAAUUAUUGAAAUAAAAUUGAGCCAUUUCUUAGUCCCGAAAUGACCUAGUUUGUAACGAGUGGAUGUUUAACUCCAUUCCUCUCUCUAUAUAUAGGGGGGGUGGAUGGCUGAAUGGUUAUCACGUGCACGCUGUAUCAUAAGGCCUGUCAUUGAGUCAACUGGCGUGGUUUCGAAUCCCUGGUUGUACGUUGAAAUAAAAAUGAGCUAGUUUGUGUCAAGUGGACGUUAAACCCAAUCUCUCUCUCUCUCUCUCCGUAAUAGGCAAAUUUAUGAAACAGUAGUAUAGACAGGAACAACAUGUCUUCCACCAAUACUGUAUUAGAAUGUAUUAGAAUGUGUCAAGAUAAUAAAGUUGUAGAUCUAACGUAGAACAGGUAUUGCCAUUUUGUGUUAUCUGGGUUAUUAAUUAAUUUCCUUCGAAGAUGUGGAAUUAAACUUGUGAAGAGGGCUGAUUUUGAACCUUCUGUGCAAACAGUGGUAAUAUUUACUGUAGAUCAGUUGGGGUUCUGUGUCCAGUGACAGGCUGUAUUUUAUAUGCUUAAAGUAUGUUUUAAGUAGAAAGCAAUAAAGGGCGAUGUAGACCCUAGUUACAACAAUUUGUGACUUCUUCAAAUGCUGGGGAUCACGUGGCUAAGUGGCUAAGACGCUGGCUCGCUAGCCUGGAGGUCCGGUGUUCGAUCCCUGCAUUGGCCGAGAAAGUUCAUCCAGAUUUUCCGGCGUGGUUCCCCCUUGUCAGUGAUGCAGGACGGAUUGCCUGACAAGGACAUCUGUCUAAUCCUUCGGAUGAGACGAAAAACCGAGGUUCUGUGUAUACAUUGGAAUGCACGUAAAAGAUCCCUUGGCAGUUGGAAUUCGAUAUAAGAGUAGGCGAUAGUGCCCCUGCCCGGGCAAAAUUUCCCUCAUAGCACACUGUAUGGCGUAUGUCCGU